AUGGUAUAUAACUAUACAAGACCGCGUGGCCCGAUUGCUGCUAUGUAUAGCAGCCCAGGGCCAUGUUAUUCACUUCCCAGUUUGGUUGGUUAUCCGAAUCACGAUCCUCGUUCUAAUCAUCUUCGUGGUGCUCAGUGGUCUUUUGGUAUUCGACAUGGGAAGUUCAGCGAUGAGAGCAGUCCAGGACCUUGUUACUACCCAGACUCAAAAAUACUUCGUGAUGGCAAAGAUGGAACGCCCCAUUAUUCUCUAUAUAGUAGACAAAAAGAAGCUAUGAUAUUUUCUAAUCCUGGACCAGGAGCCUACACUCCAGAAAAUAGUGAUAGUUCUGUGUUUCAUAAGGCGCCAGCUUAUUCUCUCAGUUCUCGGAAUAAAGAGUUCAAAACAGAUGACGUUCCCGGCCCAAAUAGGUAUAACAUUGACCCUAUGCUUGGAAAAACGGUACGAAGCCAAAAGCAGUCAGCUCCUGCAUAUUCCUUGUCAAGUAGAACAAAAUUGUUCGGUGCGGCUGAGACACCUGGCGCUGGGGCAUAUAACGUUACUGACCUUAAUUUGUAUCGUGAAGCAGCUCCUAAAUAUUCAGUUACAGGAAGGAAUCAGCUACCGACUGAUACAACCAAAAAGCCUGGUCCUGGAGCUCAUUAUCCUGAAAGAGUGUACGUAAAUUCUAAGUCCGCGCCACAGUUCUCAUUUGGCAUUCGUCAUUCACAAUACAAGGGUGAAUUUAUAACAGACGCUGAUCUGAAUCAGUAA
This is a messenger RNA of Heterobilharzia americana, 753 nucleotides long. The record is from the annotation of a GenBank genome assembly. NCBI's taxonomy places the organism in Eukaryota, Metazoa, Platyhelminthes, Trematoda, Strigeidida, Schistosomatidae.